Messenger RNA from Peromyscus leucopus (white-footed mouse), 1759 nucleotides. Its product is annotated as basic proline-rich protein. The record is from RefSeq and is a predicted model, not a curated record. NCBI's taxonomy places the organism in Eukaryota, Metazoa, Chordata, Mammalia, Rodentia, Cricetidae. The coding region runs from base 50 to 493 and encodes 147 amino acids. The transcript is spliced from 2 exons.
UCCACUUGCGUUCUGCUGGGGCUCAGAAGAAACAGGCUUUGACAUCGACAUGGCCCAGGAGGCUGAUUUCUGUAUGAACCUGGACCCCGCCCGUCCGAUGCCGGCUGGGAGCCUCGGCCCUCCCAGCUCCAGCUCCAGGCCGGGGCCGGGUCCCCGACGCCAGCAGGCCCCACCCCCUCGACCCCCUGCGGCCCGGCCCUCCCCUCGCGUUCCUGUCCCCCUCCCGCCAGGCACCGCAGCCACUUCCGCCCGUCCUCCGGAAGUAGGAACCGGGCAACCGCUGGCUCCUCGCAUCCCGUCCAAUCGCCUGGCCCUUGCCCGCCCAUCAGCACCGCCGCCAUGGGAGCACAGGAGGUGGGUCUGCACCCGGGAGCCAGUCUACAGUGCUCGCGAGGUGGAGGACGAGGCGUUGCAGAAGCCCCCUGUGAGGACGUCGCCGGGGACUCUGGGCGGGAGCCGUACAUCGGGGGGCGGGGCGGAGGCUGAGGCCUAGAGCCGGAGCGUGCGUCACGGUGAGCGGCGCGGGAGGCAGUGCGCAUGCGCCGCCGGUCUUCGGCCGGUCGCCCGAGUUGACGUUCCGACUGCCCGAGGGGGAGGAACUUGGGCGGGAAGUGGAGGCGGAACCUGCGCAGGCUGCCCUACCUCUAUCCCACCGCCCGAAGGUCGCCUAGCAACGGCCUGGUUGAAGUGGCUUCUGAGGCCAGGGGCCUGUUGAGGUCUUUUAGGCACUCUUUAUGCCAAGAGCCAGGAAUCGGCAAGGCCUGUCAUAGCAGGCCUGUUACUGAGCUCAGUUUCCUGAGUAGCAACGCCAGGAAAAGUUUUUAUUUCAUUCCUCGCAAUGUUCCACUGCAUCGCUGAAUGAGGUAGGACCUUCCUAAAAAGGAUGGAGAGCGCCCGGUCACUGUUGAUUGAACACGCGCUGUGCCGAGCUCUUUAUAACUAGUAACUGAAGAGCCACAGGUCAGAACCCCAGGGGUGAGCUCCUAGAGCGACGGAAGUGUGACGGAAGUUGCAGAGAUGUUAGAACCUACUCAAAUCUUACAGUUGGCGGAACAGACCAAAUCUGUGACACUCGGUCACAUGGUCUUGCUCUAGCAAGUGCCACCUGUUUUAAAAGAACCCGUACUUGAGGCCGGAGAUAGGGCUCAGCGGUUAAGAAUGCGUGCUACUCUUACAGAGGUCCUGAAUUCAGUUUUCAGCACCCACAUGGUGCCUUAAAAUCAUCUGUGACUCCAUUUUCAGGGGAUCGCGUACCCUCUUCUGGCCUUUGGGCCGCCAGGCAUACAUACAGUGCACUUCUGUGCAUUCAGACAAAACAUUCACACACAUAAAAUAAAAGUCGUUUUAAAUAAACUAUUCUUUGAAGCACCAUACUUAAAAGUUCCAAAUUGCACUGUUUAUUUUCCUGGAUGCAAAAUACCCUUUAAAUCUAAGGAUUCUGUUUUUUAUGUUAUUCCAGUUCUGCCAGCAAACAACUAUGAUACUUGGAAAAGUUGCCAGAACUUUCUGUACCUUAGUUUUCUCAUACCUACAAUAAGAAUAAUGAAAGUCCUUCACUUUAUUCAAUUAGUGUGAGCAUUUAAUGAAUUAAUGCAUAAGUGCUUCAAACAUCCCAGUCUGUGUACUAAAGGUUCAAAAUGUGUUACCAUUCUUAUGAUUUAUUCACAAACAUUUCCAUGCAGUAAUUUUGGUUUUUUAAAUUAUUUUUUUGAUACAGGGUCUCUCUGUGUAGUCCUGACUGUUCUGGAACUCACUGUAA